GAGGAGGAGGACGAGGUUGGAGGGGGGGAAGAGUGUGCGUAACUGCGGUUAACUGGAGCGGACUUCAGCUUCCCCGCAUCUUGGAGAAAAGAUCCUACUCCCCCCUCUGCUGCCUCUGAGGCUGUGCUCAUCCGCUACAGAUACUAACUCCGGACCUUCUGGAAAGAGGAAGAGAGAGGCUUUACUACUGUUAUUAUCAUUUCUUCUCCUUCUCCUCCCUUUUAAGGCAGUUUUGUGUCUGGAAUCAGAGGACUGAGUCAGAGGUGGGAUUAUUUCUGCACGUUUUCCUCCAGUUCCGCACCGGGUCACCUGGCUCCUCCUGGGAUUCAGGACUACUUCCACCGAGUCGUCAGGAGCCAGUGGCGAAUAGGGAGAUGAAGACGUUAUCUCUCCUCUCCCUUCUCCUCCUCUUUGCCUCGGGAGCCUGUGACGAUGUCAAGUACAUCACCAAGAGAAAUUCAGUGGACGGAUGCAUAGACUGGUCGGUGGACCUGAGGGAGUACCACGUCCUGGCCGGCGAGCCCGUUCGGGUCAAAUGUGCCUUGUUCUACAGCUACAUACGAACCAACUACACCAUGGCCACCAACGCCAAGCUGCGUCUCAUCUGGUACAAGAACAAAGGAGAUGCGGAGGAGCCUAUCAUCUUCUCCGGUCACAGGCUGAGCAAAGAAGACGAUUCCAUCUGGUUUAGAUCUGCUGAAGUGGAAGAUAACGGCUUCUACACGUGCGUUCUAAGGAACUCGACGUACUGCAUGAAAGUGUCCAUGUCGAUGACCGUGGAGGAGAGCGACGAGGGGAAGUGCUACAGCAGCAAAAUCCGCCACCUGGAGAAGGCCGAGGUGACCCACAGCAAAAUGAUCACCUGUCCCGACAUCGAAGACUAUCUGGCUCCGUACAAACAACCGCAGAUGACCUGGUAUAAGGAGUGCGAGCGAGUGGAAUGGAGGAGCUCCGUUACCGUCAACACUACGCACGUCUGGAUUCCUGAGGUGGAGGAGGGCGACGCCGGGAACUACACGUGCGAACUGCAGUACGGAUCCAAGCAGGUGCGACGGACAACGCAACUCAAAGUGACAGCGCUCCAGACGACUCAGCCUCCCAAAGUUCUUUUCCCUCCAGAGAGACAAGACACGGUGAUAGAAAUCACGCCUGGUAUGUCCCUGAGUCUGGACUGCAAGGCCUUUUUCGGCUACAGCGGAGAAAACAGGAGACCCAUCAUCUACUGGAAGAAAGGAGAGAAGUACGUGGAAGAGCUGGCAGGACACAUCAAAGAAAGUGAAAUCAUGAUCUUGAGGGAACAUUUAGGCGAGAAGGAAGUGCAGGUGUCGCUGACGUUUGACGCCGUGGAGGAGGCAGAUCUGGCCAAUUACACCUGCUACGUAGAGAACCGCAUCGGGAAGCGCAGCGGGAGCGCAAUACUGCAGAAGAAAGAUAUGUAUCGCCUGGAGCUGGCGGGCGGCCUUGGGGUCAUCCUGCUGCUGCUGGGGAUCCUAACUGCGCUUUAUAAGUGCUACAACCUGGAAAUCAUGCUCUGCUACCGCAGACACUUCGGGAGCGACGAGGCUGAAGAUGACAACAAGGAGUACGACGCCUACCUGUCCUACACUAAGGUGGACCUGGACUCUUUGGGCAGGACGAGCAGCGACGAGGAGACCUUUGCUCUGGAGAUUCUGCCGGAUGUUCUUGAAAAGCAUUACGGAUACAAACUAUUUAUACCAGACAGAGAUUUAAUACCCAGCAGUAGAAGAGUAGCUGUGAUCCUGAGUGACCUAAAACAGGAAAGAAAAGCCUACAUUGAGGACUUGGCGCGCAGCGUGGAGCAAAGCAGACGCUUGAUCAUUGUUUUGACUCCAGAAUUUGUUGCCAAAAGAGGCUGGAGCAUCUUCCAGAUAGAGACGCGUCUCCACUCCAUGCUGGUUACAGGAGAGAUCAAGGUGAUCAUGAUAGAGUGCGCAAACUUGAAGAAUGUUAUGAACUACCAAGAGGUGGACGCACUGAAGCAUACGAUCAAGGUCUUAUCUGUUAUCAAGUGGAGGGGUCCAAAGAGCAACGAGCUGUCCUCCAAGUUUUGGAAGCAGGUGGUCUAUGAGAUGCCGGCUAAACGCAGAGAGACUCUGUCCAGACGUCAGGUAAUGGACUCCGGUGAACAGGGCCUCUUUGGUGACCUACAGACCACUGUCUCCACCAUCGCCAUGACGACCACCUCUGCCUCACUAGCGCCCCCUAACGAGAAUCGCCAUGGCCAUCAUCAGGUUGCCUUGGCAACGGAGAUCCCUGACUACAACCAGAUGACCUUGCCACUGGGAGGGGGUCACACUGCUACGGCUGCCCAAAUGCGGCACUUCUGCCGCAGCUACGAGUUCCAGCUUCCCCCACAGCCUUCCAUGUCGCCCCCACUCCCACUUCCCUCCACGGUGCAGUUCUCCACCCUGGGCCCCGGGGGGCGCCAUGUCUAUUGCAACAUCCCCAUGACGCUGCUGAAUGGACAGGUGUCUCAGAGCAGUACGCUUGGGAAGAAGCCAGACCUCCACCUGAACAGCACCUUCGUACCGCUCACCAGCAGAGAACUAAGCUCUGACAUCUGGUAGACUGACGGCUCAGUCGGUACCCAUUUACGGACCGCUGGGCAGACGUCUUCUGGUGGAUUGCUUGUACAACUGGACUUUGUUUGGGGGGGGGGGGGGGGGGGGUUGACUUUGUACAGACUUGGGAGUUAGACGGCUCCUCGAAGACUGCCUGAGGACUGCUACUGGGUCACGUCAUACCACAUCAUGAACAAAGAACCUUAGUGGAAUCUUAAGAGUACUGGAUAAAAACAAAUUCUAAGAACAAUUGCUCUCUGUGAUGAGGGGAGUGAACUGGCUGCAGAUUGACACCAGCUUGGAUUGACUGACCAACAAUAUGGCCCACUGGGCAGAGGAAAAUUGAGUUUUUAGACAGAUGCAUGGAUAAAAGUACUAGAAAAGACUGAACAGGGUCCAGGAACCCUAAAUGAUUAGUAUGUGCAGACUCUAGGGACUCGGUUUGUCCAGACAGCUGCCAAGCUGCAUCUUAGAGCACAAAAAGGUUUCUUGAUCGCAGAUUGUUCUCACACCAGCUGCUAUGGAAACUGGUUGACUUGGAGGCUACUCUCCACAGAAGGGUCAGUCGGCUGAAUUCUGUCAUUCUUUUCCUGAAUGUAGGUCAGUCCUUGGGAAAUCAGUCUACCUGUUGACUACUGUAGGUGUUUUGGAAAAUACUCCACCUUAAAACAACAGUCAACCUCUUGAAGCACUAUAACUAGCUAGCUGGUUUGACUCAUAGAAACCGAGCUGGUUGACUUUGAAAUGUUUUUUUUUUAUAUACAAUGUAGACCAUUAACUAAAAUAGCAGAGAUUUUUCUAGGAAACAUUCAAAUAAAUAGCUAUCAUCUAACUGAAGGCUAGCUAACUGAAAGCUAGCUUUCAGGUAGCUAAUAGGUUUCAGUUAGCCAAUUGAAACCUGUUAUGAUUGUACAACUGAAAGCUAGCUAACUGAAAACUUUAAAAAAAACUAAAAACCUUUUCUAAAAUUUUCUAACAAAAAGCUAACUGAAAACUAGCUUUCAAUUAACUGAAAGCUUUCAGUUAACUGAAAGCUAGUUCACUAGCUACCUGAAAGCUAGCUACCUUCCAGUUAGCUAGGUUUCAGUUAGAAAGCUAGCUAACUGAAAGCUAGUUUUCAGGUAACUGAAAACUAGGUUUCAGUUAGCUUUUUGUUAGAAAAUUUUAGAAAAGGUUUUUAGUUUUUUUUAAAGUUUUCAUUUAGCUAGCUUUCAGUUGUACAAUCAUAACAGGUUUCAUUUGGCUAACUGAAACCUGUUAGUCUAACUGAAAACUAGCCUUCAGUUACCUAACAGUUUUCAGUUGGUGGUAGAUGGUAACCGGCUACCAUAACCUCCAAGUGUAGUCGACUGGAAGCAAACGGAAUCGGAGAUUAUCCGCAACCACCGAACUAAAUCGUAUUUCGACUUGGCUUCCUUUCUAUUUGCAUGACCCACCCAUUUAAAUACCAAGAGAGGAUCCAACAAACACAGGUAAAAGAGAAAAAUGACACAAUCAUUUGUUGCAGCCUUUUUUUGUUUUUAUAAUGAACCUGUUGUGUUGAUGCGGUAUGUUUUGUUUUCUGUCCGGCCAUGGCGUGAUGAUUAAAAACUGACAAAAAGGGGAAAAAAAGGAGGCUUCCCUCCGAUAAAAAUUUUGAUAUUUAUUUGAUCAUGUUUAAUUUAAGAGUUUAAUCCUCUUCGACUGUUUUUUUUUUCCCACAAAGAUUUGUUUUUACUGCCUGUUUGUUACAAGAAUCUCUGUACAGCUUUCCAUUACUUCUGUAUAGAUCCGAACAUGACAGUGAUUUGUUCUGUAGGUUUUCCACUAGCGUCAACGUGCUCCAGAGGCGUUCCAUUUUUGUUCUCUUCCACGUUUUUACAGACAGGUCGAUGGAUCGCCCCUACCGACGGACUGAUGUUUUAAACUCUAGCGCCGCCUGUCAGCCGAAGGGGGGUAGGGCGGUCCCACCGCAGAAGCCGCUCUAAAACUACAAGCUGAAUCAAACAUUCUUCUUUUUGAGCUUUAAAGGAAAUAGUUUAGACCGCAAUAUUUAAGCAAUGUGGAUAAUGUUUUGAAUUCACACAAAGGUACUGUCAUUGUCCUAUUAGAGCCAAUGAAAUUCUGGACAUUUUGAGGUUGUUUGAUACAAUAAUUACUUAUGAGUUGUUAUAUUCGAUGGCAAUAUACGGUAUAAUAGUUGUUUUUCUUUUCCCUUUUCUGCUCAUUUCUUGGACUAUACUUUGAAUAUAUUUGUUGACGUUAUUUAACUGAGAGCAAAUAAAAAUGCAUUAGUUGUUUUAUUAA
Xiphophorus couchianus (Monterrey platyfish) is the source of this 4868-nucleotide messenger RNA. It is a transcript of the gene il1rapl2, whose product is annotated as interleukin 1 receptor accessory protein-like 2. Lineage: Eukaryota; Metazoa; Chordata; Actinopteri; Cyprinodontiformes; Poeciliidae. The record is from RefSeq and is a predicted model, not a curated record. The transcript is spliced from 19 exons. Bases 375 to 2588 code for a protein of 737 amino acids. Gene Ontology annotation, biological process: signal transduction.